AUGUGCACGCCAUCGCAUCUGCCACACACGGCCAGCGCCAUGUCCAACACCGAAGAGCAGCCCAAGGACGUCGACAUGCUAGCGGAUGAGCAGGAGGAUGAGCUCGACCGUGACAAGAUCCGUCUUCUGCCGCAGGCUACCUCCGAGGACGGCACCUGUGCGUCCUUCCAGAUCACCGACGAGGAUCACACGCUCGGCAACGCGCUGCGCUACAUCAUAAUGAAGAACCCCGAAGUUGAGUUUUGCGGAUACUCCAUCCCUCAUCCCUCCGAGAACUUCCUCAAUAUCCGCAUCCAAACCUACGGCAAGGUCACUGCGGUCGACGCGCUGCACAAGGGGCUCCAGGACCUAAUGGACAUGUGCGACGUCGUAGAGGACAAGUUCACGCAGCGCAUUCGCGAGCUCUAG
Messenger RNA from Eremothecium gossypii ATCC 10895, 408 nucleotides. It is a transcript of the gene RPC19, whose product is annotated as DNA-directed RNA polymerase core subunit RPC19. NCBI's taxonomy places the organism in Eukaryota, Fungi, Ascomycota, Saccharomycetes, Saccharomycetales, Saccharomycetaceae. The record is from RefSeq and is marked provisional. Gene Ontology annotation, biological process: DNA-templated transcription. Gene Ontology annotation, molecular function: protein dimerization activity; DNA binding; DNA-directed RNA polymerase activity. The transcript has a single exon. Gene Ontology annotation, cellular component: RNA polymerase III complex; RNA polymerase I complex. The coding region runs from base 1 to 408 and encodes 135 amino acids.